Messenger RNA from Aspergillus chevalieri, 2361 nucleotides. RefSeq names its product Het-C domain-containing protein. The transcript is spliced from 4 exons. The coding region runs from base 1 to 2361 and encodes 786 amino acids. The record is from RefSeq and is a predicted model, not a curated record. NCBI's taxonomy places the organism in Eukaryota, Fungi, Ascomycota, Eurotiomycetes, Eurotiales, Aspergillaceae.
AUGGCCAACUCGGCCCUCAACGCCCUACUCAUUCUGGGCCUCUUGCUGGUCGUCCUCCCCGCGCAGGUCCAUGGUUUUGGUGCUGGCAACAUCGCUUCCAUCUCCGCCGUCGAGGGCAAGAACUGGCGCCAUGGUGAUAUCGAAGAUGUGCUCAAGACCGUCGCCUUUAUUAAAGGCCACGAGUGGACGUCGAUUAUGAUCAAGAGGGUUUAUUUUGGAAAUUGGUUGAGGGACUACUCCCAGGCUAUGGAUGUCGGCACGCUUAAGAGUCUUCCUGCGGAUACGAUUCGGAUUCUUGUCUGGAUUCUCUCGUUCAUGUCGUUCCGGUUUGCGACGGGCGAGUUUGAGGUUACGUCUGAUAGGUUGGGGGUGUAUCGCCCGGAGGAGCAUAUAGACAACCCCAAAGACUACGCCGAUAACAUGGAUGCCCGCCAGUACGACAAGCGCCUCCGUCCUCCCGUGCGCCAGGUCGAGCUCGACAUCGACCCACAGACCGGAAUGAAGAACUACAUCGCCAACGAGCGCGGCGACUGGGAUACAAGCGCCGCCUACGUCAAGCACAGCUUGUCUCGCAGCAUCCACUACGGACGCAUCUAUACCAGUUCGGGGCGCAAGGGAAAUGAGGAGGAUCUCGCUGAGGCGCUGCGCUGCAUGGGCCAGGCUCUGCAUACGCUGGAGGACUUUGGCGCGCACACGAACUACUGUGAGCUUGCGCUGCGCGAGAUGGGAUUUCAUAAUGUUUUCCCGCAUACGGGUGUUCGCACUGAGAUUAACCUCCAUGGUCGUCGUGUCUUUCCGCUUGUGACUGGUACCUUUGGUAUGGUGGAUUUCUUCCACUCGGUGCUUGGUGAGGCUACCGAUCAUUUCACCCAGUCGGAGGUUAACGAGAUGGAUAUUGCGCUGGGUGAUGCGCAGGCGAACUCAUCGGGUGGUUCCUUGGGUGCGUUUACGGGGCUGUUGGGCAAGAUUCCUGGAACCAGGGAUCUCGUCUCAGAGGCUGAGAACCUCAAGCGUGAGUCGGAGGCGCAGGAGACUUCCAACCGGAGCCGGGGUUCUCGAUCUGGCUACGCGACCCGGGACCUUGGAGAGACGAGCAGAUCGGAGCCAACCCAGCAAUCGUUGUCUGGUGGUGGCUCCUCAGUGCUGUCAGACUUCGACCCCAACAAGACAAUCGCCCAGAUUUACCCCAUCCUCGCAUUCCGGGACAAGGUCGUGCGCAAGCUCACCUCCAUCAUCGAGAAGAUCCCUGGUCUCGAAGCCGCCGUGGAGAAGAUCUCGGAUACUCUCACCAUCUUCGUCAUGUCACUACUGGCUCCGUUCAUUCGCCCGCUCAUCAACGCCGCUUCCAACUCGCUCCAGACUGGUUCCGCAGGCGUCAUCGAUGCAUCGGGCAAGCACCAGUAUGAACCCUGGACCGAUCCUACUUGCACUGACCCGACGCACUCGCUCCUCUCCAAGGACCACUUCUCCAACAUUCUCAACGAGCCUGCCGGUCACGUCGCAGCCGCGAUCGUGAAGUAUGUCGCUCCUCGCGUCUUGUACGCCUGGGAACACCCCAAUGUCCCUGAGCAGGAGGUCAUCCACGACUGUCUGCGUGUGUUCCACCACCCCGCUAUUCGGGACAUGCGCAACGAUGCCCAUCGCACCAUGUUCGAAGCGGUUGAAUCGUGGGUUCACGCCCGGAAGGACAGAGGCGCGAGCCUGAACGAUGUCCUCAGCUCUGAGGGUGUGAAGUCGGGCAAGAACAACGGCGGACAGGUCGGCCACUCGCACGGAUCUGGUGGAUUCCCUGUUAUGGGAGGUCAGAAUACCGGUGUUCAUCAACAGCAGCAUCAGUACUCAGCGCCGCAUCACCAGCAACAAUCGCAGCAGCAUCAAUCCAGUGGUGGCGGCGGAGGAGGAAUGCCCUGGGACUCGAUCUCUAAACUGCCCAUCCCGGGUAUCUCGAACCUGAACAAGUUUUCAAACUUCAUCCCGGGCGGUUUGACCAAGGAAGCAACGAACGAGCCGUCGUACUCCGGCUCCAGCAGCAGCCAUCACAACCCGUCGCACACCUCCCACGGCCAGUCAUCGUCGUACUACGGUUCCGGCGGUGGUCACCGCAGUACCCACAGUCACAACAGUGGCCAUGGAGGAUACGACGGCCACAGCAGCCACCAACACUCCGGUCAUUCCCAUAGCCGCCAUUCGGGACAUGGGCAUGAAUAUAGCCACUCGCACUCCCACCACCAGCCCAGCCACGGGCACUCGCAGGGCUAUUACCAGUCAAGCCACGAUCCGUACUCGCAGCGCCAGCACCACUCCCAUAGCCAUCAUCAUGGUUCGGGCUAUGGAGGUGGUUAUGGUGGGUAUGGAUACUAA